Caenorhabditis angaria is the source of this 713-nucleotide messenger RNA. The record is from the annotation of a GenBank genome assembly. Lineage: Eukaryota; Metazoa; Nematoda; Chromadorea; Rhabditida; Rhabditidae.
AUGGUAGCAUCAACAAGUGCAUCGAAAACAUUUGAUUGGCCUGUAUUCAACCAGGAGAACUUCUCGAGAAUGAGUAUCAAAUCGAAACAGGUAAAAUAUUUGAUGAAACAUGUUUUUGCGUUGUUUUUGAAACGCUGGGCCUUUCUGGUUUUCAAAAACUGCUACAACCAAUUGUGAAAAUGAAUUAUAAUGUGGCCAAGUUCGAAAUGUGAUUUUAAAAGGGUGUAACUAGCUCAGUUCUCAUUAAAAUCUAAGACCACUGCGAAAAGUUUGAUUUCGGAAGAUUUUGAUGAAAUUCGAAAGGUUAGAAAUCUCUACGCAGAUAGCCUUGCACAUUUCACAAUUUCCAUGAUUUCUCACGUAAUAGCUCAUCUUCAGCGUUGAGAUGAGCUUUUUUAGUAGAUCAAAUCUAUAUUUUUCAUGAAAAACCUAAUCAAUACAAUUUUCAGCAUGUCGAUGAACAAAACGUGACAAUCGAGAGAAAUGUUGGUGGUGAAAAUGAUGGACGGGUGUACAAAAUCAAAGCUGAUAAAACACCAUUUAUAAUUCGAUGUUUGUCACAAAGAAUGGAUAGUUUGAUGUCGAAAAGUAAGGAGAAAGAAGAAGAAGAAAAGGAAAAAGAGGGACAAUCGACUAGUGGAACUUGUACACAGAAAAGAUCAAUUGUGGAAUCGACAUCGAAUGAUGAAACUGUAACUAAGAAGAGCAAAUGA